AGAGUAUCUGGUCAAUAUAAAGGAUAAUCUGUCGACUGUACUAGGGCUUGGCAGAUGCGUCCCAACAAGUUCAGGCGUUUUCGCAUGCCGUGAACGUCACUUUAAAUAGCCUGAUCCCCGCCACUCCCACUGUCCCGACUCCUACCCUUACCUCAGUGCUCCUACUCUACCAUCUUCUACUCUCAUUCCGUUUGUCCAAAUGAAAAACCGGGCUAACCGACGUCCAUUCUCGGCAAACAUCUGCCAUAUUGCUCCGAGAAAGUAAAAUAACUGUUCUGGGCCCUCAUCCCAACAAAAAGUAGAAGUAUUUCAUAAGGGAGAAAGUUCUACAAGCCAAGGGGAAGCAUUACAUUUCCCUCGAAAAUGCAGAAAAUUGGCGAUGAUCGAGUGGCCGGAUAAUAAUCUUCAAUGCAGACUCCAGCCAAUUUUCAUAAUCAAUUUGGAUUAUCGCUGAUGGCGUCGUCGGCAUAGAGCUCAAUUGCUUAUUCUAUAGGAGACAUACAGCAACAUUCCAGUUUCCGCGUUUUCACACUGCGGCGAAUAGGCCUACCUGCGUGAAAGAUAAAACGGAGAAUGCUGACCUGGCUUUGGGAGCUUAGUGAAUGGAUCUGGCAGGACCGGUUGUGGUUCCCAGCGGGCCUGGGUUGGGCCAACCUCAAGGACCGGGAUGGCCAAGUCUUCGCUAAAGGAAGGGAUCUCUGGGUCAUCUUCCCCAUCGCAGUAUGCUUCCUGAUUGUACGACAGAUAUUUGAGAGGACCGUGGCCGUUCAACUUGCCUCUUUACUUAGAGUGAGGGAGAAACCGCGUGUCAGAGCUGCUCCCAACACCACACUGGAAUCCUAUUUCUGCAAUGCAUCAAAGUUCCCCUCACAGAGUUCAGUGGAGGAGUUAACUAAACAGUCGGCCUGCUCGGUGCGGCAGGUCCAGAGGUGGUUCCGACGGCGGAGGAACCAGGAACGGCCGAGCCAGAUCAAGAAGUUCCGGGAAGCCUGUUGGAGAUUUACCUUUUACUUUCUUGCUUUCAUUGCUGGCCUGGGUGUCCUAAUUGAUAAACCAUGGUUCUAUGACAUGGAGGAGAUGUGGAAUGGCUUCCCCACACUGCCACUGCUGKCUUCUCAGUACUGGUACUACAUGAUUGAGCUGGGAUUCUACAUCUCSCUACUAUUCAGUGUGGCAACGGAUGUCAAGCGCAAAGAUUUUAAGGAGCAGAUUGUUCACCAUGUGGCCACUAUUCUGCUGAUCAGUUUCUCGUGGUUGGUCAACUACAUCCGUGCCGGGACUUUGAUCAUGCUUGUGCACGAUGCCUCAGACUACCUACUGGAGUCAGCAAAGAUGUUCAACUAUGCAGGAUGGAGAAAGACCUGCAACUACAUCUUCAUCCUGUUUGCAGCUGUGUUCAUCCUUACCCGCCUUGUCAUACUCCCCUUCUGGAUCAUACAUACUACGUGGGUGUACCCAUUGACCCUCUAUCCCCCUUUCUUUGGGUUCUACUUCUUCAACGGGCUGUUGUUUGUGCUACAGUGUCUGCACAUCUUCUGGGCUGGCCUCAUCCUGCGCAUGGCCGUCAAGUUCCUACCUGGAAAUGAUAUCGUUGAGGAUGAGAGGAGCGACAGGGAAGAGACUGAGUCAGACGAGGAGGAUGAUGACCAUGAGAAAAGGGAGAAAACAAAAAAUGGCUUUGUGCAGAAUGGCAAUGGCCACACAGUGCUUAACAACAACCACCACCACAGCAAAAUGGAGUGAUUUGUUACAGAGACACCAAGGAGGAUGUGUCAGGAAUGGGGAAGAACAACUCCCAUGAGGCCAAAGUAGGGCAGAAUGGAUGGUGGAAAAGCCACACACACARGCACACACCGCUGAAUGAUAUAUACACAAAUAAUGCUAAAGAUCACACUCCUUUACGAGGCUCGGAUGGGUUUCACUGCUCUGUAGAUCACACUAGUUGAAGGAGGGAGGGGAGAGUUCAGGAAAGACUGCGAUGGACCCAAACACACAGUAAAACUGUGCAUGGUCUGAGCUGUCCAGUGCCUUACCAACAAACUGUUAUUCCCUAUCAUUUCUAUCCAUCCUCCUCUAUUUCUUACUGUUCUGAGUCCUUACAUUGCAAAUCAUUCACUUAGGCAGGGAUUCCCCAAACUGGGUCCUGGGUCCACGCUCUGAGUGUUGCUAGACUUAAACUUGACMGUUCAAAUGCUGCCUUCUCAGUACACUGACACCCUUCCCAAAUAAUGACACACUGAGGUAAAUGACAUGCAAUGUGCCAACACUUAAAACUGCCAAGAGAGAUGAGGUGCUCUUAAUGAUACCACAACAUGGUACAGGUCAGUAUAAGUGUUCAAAUCACCAUGUCAGACCACUAAAGCAUACAGUAGCGAUAAUGGAAAAUGAGUUAURGGAUUGUAGUAGAUCAGGCACUACUAUUGUUGCCAUGGCAUUCUUAUUCAACCUGGAAUGUGCCAUUGUUGUUAAUGUUCUUGGUUAAGAUUUUGUUGAAAAAAAAAUAUGGCGGUUAAUAAUUAAGUUGUUUUAAUGGUUUAAAAGCUGACGAGUUGGGUUUGCAUUGUGUCGAUAUUUGUCUUAGUUUAUGCCGGUCUCCAAAUGCAAUGGCUCUUGGGGAGCAGACAGCACACAGCUUGAAAUAAUAAUACUUUUUAAAUGUUUGUUCAUGUUUUGAAAAUAACUUUUUAGUUAUCCGAUUUGAUUUUGUUUUAUUUUUUUUAUUUAAAAAGUCCAGUCAUUGAUCCAGACACAUUUCAGAGAAAUGGUCUGACCUACCCAAACCAGUCCAACACUUAAUUCAACCAGACUGGAGGAGAAUAUAUUCAUUAAAAUCUGUAUUUUUAUGCCCAUUCAUCCAGAGGCACUUUAUGGGUCAGCAUAGACCCAAAUACAACAUUAAAGCAAAAUGACAGUCCAGGCCAUACAGUGAUUUGGAUUAUGAUUGGGGUUUACAAUUACACUACAGUUUUCAUUUCCUAUUUAUUUCAUUUUCAUGGAGUCCUUUUCCAUUUCUUUGUAAAGCAUUUGGUUCAAUUCAUUAAGUUUUUUAAAUAAAAUGGACACCAAAGUAUGUUUUAGUUUUGCCUGCGCCUUAUCUGUUACCUGUAAAAAAAAAUAUAUAUAUAUAUAUAUAUAUAAAUCUCUCACCAUGUCUCUUUUUAAUUUCCUGUCUACCAUCUUGCUCUAUCUUUCUUUAUUCAACUCUCCAAUAUGGAUUACUUUUUGUACGUCCCAAAUGGCACCCUAUUACUACCUACAUAGUGCACUACAUUUGACCAGAUGCACAUGAUCUCCCUGCAGUGCUGUAACAUGUCCUUUGUUCCCRUUCACUUCUUCAUGUCUUAGCGCAAAGACCUAUCCCUAUGACUCCCCCCUUUCCCCCCCAAAAUACGCUUUCCCCCAACUAGUUUCUUAUUUUGUCAUGUUGCAAAGAUAUGAUAAAGGUUAUUGUGAAUUUAA
Messenger RNA from Salvelinus sp. IW2-2015, 3459 nucleotides. RefSeq names its product ceramide synthase 2. Gene Ontology annotation, molecular function: DNA binding; sphingosine N-acyltransferase activity. The record is from RefSeq and is a predicted model, not a curated record. Gene Ontology annotation, biological process: ceramide biosynthetic process. Gene Ontology annotation, cellular component: membrane. Lineage: Eukaryota; Metazoa; Chordata; Actinopteri; Salmoniformes; Salmonidae.